GCUCUCAGCUCAUUGUGUGUGUCAGAGACGUUUCCGCUUCCUGCAUCGACAGACUCACACACACCGACACACACACACUCACAUCGACAAACACACACUCACGCACAGCUACACGCGCACACGCACAGCGGCACGCACUGGAAGUUGAGGCGGGGGGACGGAGGGACGGACGCGGGGAUUCAGACUCAAACCCCCGAGAUCACUGCGAUGUUUCCACCGGGCGACGAUUAGCAACCUCCCGCGUUAGCACCGCGGCAGAGGACCAGGAGGACCAGGACCAGGGAGCCAGGACCAGGAGAACAAGGACCAGGAGGACCAGGACCAGGAGGACCAGGCUACGGGCACUCCUCCCCGUUCAGCCCCGUGUGGAGCGUCCAGCCUCCGGGAUGUCGGAGCGAGGAGGGCUCCCCCGGACUGGGGGCGUCCCCUCCCCGCACAUGCAGCCCUCCAAGCCGGUCAGCAUCACCUCCAACCGGCCGGUCCACAUGAACCUGUACGCGACCUGGGAGGUGGACCGCUCCUCGCCCAGCUGCGUGCCCAGGCUGUUCAACCUGACCCUGAAGAAGCUGAUCAUGCUGAAGGAGCUGGACAAAGACCUCACCUCCGUGGUGAUCGCCGUCAAGCUGCAGGGCUCAAAGCGGAUCCUGCGCUCCAACGAGAUCCUGCUGUCGGCGGCCGGGCUGACGGAGACCGACCUGCAGCUCACCUUCUCCCUGCAGUAUCCGCACUUCCUCAAGAGGGACGCCAACAAGCUCCAGAUCAUGCUGCAGCGGCGGAAGCGAUACAAGAACCGAACCAUCCUGGGAUACAAGACGCUGGCGCUGGGCCUCAUCAACAUGGCCGAGGUGAUGCAGCACCCCAGUGAAGGGGCCCAGGCUGGGCUCCACAGCCAGCUGAAGGACGCCUCGGUGCCGGUGGCUGAGAUCAGUUACUCCCUGUCCAGCCAGCCCAUCGACCACGAGGGGCCCAAAGCCAAAAUGUCUGAUCGUUCUCCUGACAUCGACAACUACUCUGAAGAAGAGGAGGAGAGCUACUCGACCGAACAGGAGGGCAGCGACGAUCCCGUUCACGGGCAGUAUCUGUUCGACGAAGAGGACGAGGUGAGGAAGAAGAAGCCGAGACGUAAACUGGCUUCCAACGCCGCCAUCACCAGACAACCCAACAUCAAGCAGAUUGUCGCCCCUGCUGAAAGGUUCAAAGUCACCGAUGAGGUUCGGUUCGGGCUGGAGCACGUGUCCAGGGAGCAGAUCCAGGAGGUGGAGGAGGACCUGGACGAGCUCUACGACAGCCUGGAGAUGUACAACCCCAGUGACAGCGGGCCGGAGAUGGAGGAGACCGACAGCAUCCUCAGUACACCCAAGCCAAGCUCCCGGCCGUUCUUCGAGGGGAUGUCUCAGUCCAGCUCGCAGACCGAGAUCGGCAGCCUGAACAGCAAAGGCAGUUUGGGUCGAGACCCCUUCAGUCCGCAGGGGGAGCAGCCGCCUCUAGAGAAGAUGAAACCCUCCCGCAGCCGCAACCUGGAGGAGGCGCUGUCUGAGACCGACACCCUGGAGCUCACAGAUCAGGAGCUGUUUGCCGAGGUGGGCCCCUGCAUCACGGUGUCGGUGGCAGAGAAACCCCGUACGCCCAUGAAGAGCAGCAAGAGUGAGAUGCAGUCCAUGCCCUCACCAAGGCUGGACGGAGGACACACCCCCCGACAGAAGCGCAGCAGCACGCCCAUGAAGGAGCGGCAGCUGUCCAAGCCCCUGAGUGAACGCACCAACAGCUCGGACUCCGAGAGGUCUCCAGAGCUGGGCCACAGCACGCCGGUCCUGAGGAAAGUGGUGUACGACCAGCUGAACCAGAUCUUGUUGUCGGACUCGGCGCUCCCAGAGAGUCUGAUCCUGGUCAAUGGAGUGGACUGGCAGGGGCAGUAUGUUGCAGAGCAGCUGCAGGUCCAGCGCCACCCGGUGGUCUGCACGUGUUCUGCAGCUGAAAUCCAGGCCGUGCUGUCGGCUGUGCUCACCCGCAUCCAGAAGUUCUGUAACUGUAACUCGUCCAUGCCCCGGGCGGUGAAGGUGGCUGCGGUGGGCAGUCAGAGUUACCUCGGAGCCAUCCUGCAGUUCUUCGUCACUCAGCUCGCCAACAAGACGUCUGAUUGGCUGAACCACAUGCGCUUCCUGGUGGUGCCUCUCGGCUCCCACCCGGUGGCGAAGCACCUGGGCGCCCUGGAUAACCGCUACUCCUCCUCCUUCCUGGACGGGCCGUGGAGAGACGUGUUCAGCCGCUCGGAGCCGCCGCAGACAGACCAGCUGGAUGUGGCAGGAAGAAUCUCCCAGUACAUCAGCGACGCCACCGUCACCCACCAGCUGCCCAUCGCCGAGGCCAUGCUCACCUGCAAGCACAAGACGCGAGACGAAGACUCGUACCAGAAGUUCAUUCCUUUCAUCGGGGUGGUGAAGGUCGGUCUCAUCGAGUCCGGUCCGUCCCCGACAGGGGACACAGAAGAGGGCGUGGCCGUGAGUCUGGCCGUCCCCUCCACGUCUCCGCCCUCCCACGGCUCCCCCACGGGGAUGAUCAAGGAGGCGGCCACCCCCCCGUCCUCCCCCUCCAUGGGCAGUGUCAUGACGGUACAGGGGAGUCCCAGCAUGUCUCACGGCGUGGACGCCAUCGGCCUGCAGGUGGACUACUGGCUGGCCUCGCUGGCUGAGAAGCGGCGGGAGGGCGAGCGGCGCGACACCGGCUGCAAGAACACGCUGAAGAGCGCCUUCCGCUCGCUGCAGGUCAGCAGGCUGCCAGGGGGGGGCGGCAGCGAGCUACAGGCUCAGGUCAGCACCAUGGCCAUGACUGUGGUCACCAAGGAGAAGAACAAGAAGGUUCCCACCAUCUUCUUGGGGAAGAAGCCGAAGGACGUGGACUCUAAGAGCCAGGUCAUUGAAGGCAUCAGUCGACUCAUCUGCUCGGCCAAGCAGCAGCAGACCAUCCUGAAAGUGUCCAUCGACGGCGUGGAGUGGAACGAGGUGAAGUUCUUCCAGCUGGCCGCCCAGUGGCCCACUCAUGUCAAAUACCUUCCUGUGGGACUCUUCGGCUACAGCAAGCCCCCGUCCUAGAAGAGAGCGCCCCCUGGGGUCCGUGAGCCGGCCUGCACCUCGGACGCCCCUCGUCCCUGUCCCGCCCUGCGGAGCGGAGGGAAGACGUCCAGUGGACAGACCACGUUCACUGCGCUCGUCUUUCCUCUCUUCGGGGGAGGGGUGGGAGGAGCUCUGGGGUGGGCGUGGUUACCGGUGACGUUAGCGCCCCCGUCCGUGUGUGUGUGUGACGAGUGAACACGUGAAUGUACAGUGUGUGUCUGUGUGUGUGUUCACAAGGGGCGUACAGCACAACCCGAUUCGCUAACUGCCAUUUACGUUUCCGUUCUAUGGAAUGCAACAGCAUGCAACCCCCCCCCCCCCGAUCCUCACGUGCAUGCGCCGGACAGAUUCACCACUCAUGUGCCGUACACAAAAUAAAAAGUGAUGCAACAGGGCUUCGGUGUUCGCAUGAGCCAAUGAAAACACAAAGAAAUGUCUCCUCACUAAAAGCAGCCAAUAGCAGGCCGGCAUGUGACGGAUAUAUAUUCCACAUCAAUAUCGUCCUCGCCCUUCAAAGAGCCCCGGACCUCUUUCUGAUUCAUCUCAAGGGCUUCCAUGUUACAGUUUGAAUCUUUCUCCUGAACCCAGAUCAGUAAAACGUCUCCCGCCAGGUGUCCCUUCACUAACACGACCACGUGGACACAGAUCCAGAGGAAGGGUCUUUUAUUAUUGAGCUCUCGUGAAAAAUAGUUGAACUUUCCCCGUUCAGGCUGUCGUGUGACGCUGGUGUACUUUUAUUGUGAAGAGUUCCUUUAUCAUGAUGCCCCCCCCCCCCCCCCACCCCCCACGUACGCAACAGGAAACUGAGGCAACAAAACGUGUAUUUAGAGGAGACAGCCUAUGGGAGGGGGCUUCAUGGGGGGGGGGGUCUUAAAGAGAUAGGAGCUAAGUGUGUGAGACAGAGGCUGAGCAGAGGAGCUGCAGCAGUGGACAGUGAGGACGGUGUCUCUGAACGUCCUACAGUCACCAGAGUGUCUCUCAGUGGAGCUCUACCUCCACGACACCACAUUCACCAGAUCACACACAAACAUCAGGCCUGAUGUUCUUCAAGAUCCAAGAAUUCUUAUCUGAGAAAUCAGAGGGUUACAAUCACACGAUCCUGAAGGAAGUGCCGACAGCUUCCUGGAUCCGCACGGUUCUCCCCCGAGUGGAACCACGUCUCACACUCGACCUGCUGGUGGAACAACCCGAAUUCCAGUGAGGAGCCUGAGGAGAACAUCUAAGACCUUCUCAUUAUUAUCAUCACCACGACAAGAACGGGAGUUGAUCGCCCGCAACAAAGCACAACGUCUCCUACUGGGAACUGAGAACCUGCUGGACGGUUCAAUAAACAAACACGUGAUUGGGUUAUUUUGUUACAGGUGUGCUUCAUGCUUUCUGUGGGAUGUUGUGAGGUGAAUAGUGUGUGUACAGUACUGUGUGUGUGUGUGUGUGUUAGAUCGGGGGUCUUGUUGACUUUGUAGGUGAACAGAUCUCGUUCCAAAACGACACAUGAACAAAGAAAAGAUUUGAUUGAAAUGUGGAUUCUUGAUGUUUAUAUAAAAACCUGCAGUGUAACAUCUCCAGUGAAGUAUUAGCAACUUAUGUUUUUGAAUAGUGUUGAUGAAAUGUGUUUCCUGUGUGAUGAUGGAUCAGUUUCUCCUCCUGUGUGGAUGUUCAGUGUCAGUGACGUCAGCAGAUCACUCAUGAUCAUCUUAAAGUACUUUCAGAUAUUUGAAUGUAUUGGAUUCAGUUUAUCUGCAUCUUUGUGAACCACUGGUUUUCAGGCACCAACAGUUAAAGUUAUGAGUUAAAUUGAAUUUAUUGUGAUUGACUCUAAUGGACGUCCACCUCAGAUUGGACUUCCUGCUCCACUGCCUCAGAGCAGAGGCCCAAACUGGGAUAGGGUUAUUAUGGUACCACUGAAAGAUCCGAUAAUUAUAAAAGAUUCAUAAUUUGCCACUAAAGACUCAUUACUUCCUGUAAAUAAAUCUGUUUUAACACAUGAAUGGGAACAACCUUAUGUGUUGUCAGGUUUUCAUCGGUCUCACUUUCAGCGACCUGAGGUGAAUCCUUAGAUCCACGUCCUCGUCACAAUAAAAGAAAUAUAGAUGGAUGACGUUUGUCCAUGUCCCAUCUGCUAACAUGGAGGAGGGGUUGUUUAUGACCUAUACUGCAGCCAGCCACUAGGUGGUGAUCGAGAGUCUCUGGCUUCAUCACGUCGUCCGUCUUCAUUAACAGUCAAUGGUGUCUUUAAUGAGUCAUAGUGGCAACUUACGUUUUUUAAAUAUGCUUUAUUUUGAAAGGGUACCACAUUUUUUAAAGUUUGACAAACUGAUUUCAAAACAAAAGUCCUGGUUUCCCUUCGAAGACGCUGGUUGUUGUGUAUCUUGAAUUGUCCCCGUGUCUCUCACUGUGUGUACCUGUGUGGACCCGUGUGUCGUGAUGUGGUUGGAGACCAUGUUGGUGUGAUGACCUCUUGUCAGUGAUCAGUCUCCUCUCGCCCCCGUCCUCAGAGACGUGUCCCUGUGUCGAGUCCUCGUCUUCGUCUGGGCGUCCACGAGCUCUGACCUCACGUUGUCCCCGCCCCCUCGCAGCUUUGUCAACCUGUCCUCACGAGAACGUCCGGAGCGUGUGGACAGUAUUUUUGCACAUGUCAUGUUUCUUCAGCUUCUUUUGCCUUUGGCCUCGAACAAUAAGUAUAUGAAACAAAGUGUAAUGUGUGUACAUAUCAGAUGGUACUUGUUAUAUUGUAUUCUACUCUCUUCUGCUUGAUUCACAUGUUUUGUAGUUCGGCAUUUUCAUGAUUACGUUUGUCAAUCAAACCGAUGUGAGAUGAAAGUGUUCAUUGUUUCAUUUGUUUUUUUAAAUAAAGAUAUUCCUGAUUUGUA
Messenger RNA from Platichthys flesus (European flounder), 5980 nucleotides. Its product is annotated as phosphofurin acidic cluster sorting protein 1. Gene Ontology annotation, molecular function: transmembrane transporter binding. The record is from RefSeq and is a predicted model, not a curated record. Lineage: Eukaryota; Metazoa; Chordata; Actinopteri; Pleuronectiformes; Pleuronectidae. Gene Ontology annotation, biological process: protein localization to plasma membrane.